AUGGCUGAUAAGGUCGUCGAUAACUAUGUCCAGCCAGCUAUUCCUCGCUUCGAUGGUCACUAUGAUCACUGGAGCAUGUUAAUGGAGAAUUUUCUACGAUCCAAAGAAUAUUGGACUCUCGUGGCAACCGGCUUUGUGGAACCUGAAACUGGAGCAGUUUUGUCAGAAGCACAGCAGAAGAGACUCGAUGAACAAAGGCUGAAGGAUCUCAAGGUGAAAAAUUACUUAUUUCAGGCAAUUGAUCGUACAAUUCUAGAGACCAUUCUCCGGAAAGAAACUUCAAAGCAGAUAUGGGACUCAAUGAAGAAGAAAUAUCAAGGCACAUCGAAGGUCAAUCGCUCCCAACUCCAAGCACUUUAUCGAGAAUUCGAGACCCUACAAAUGAAAUCUGGUGAGAGUGUUUCAGAUUAUUUUUCAAGGACAAUGACGAUUGCAAAUAAGAUGCGGAUCCAUGGUGACCAGAUACAAGAUGUUAUCAUCGUGGAAAAAUUUUUUCGCUCCAUGACUAUGAAAUUUGAUUACAUAGUCUGUUCAAUUGAGGAGUCCAAGGACAUUGAUGAACUAUCGGUUGAUGAGUUGCAGAGUUUGUUACAGGUCCAUGAGCAAAAUCUUAACCGUAGUACCACAGAGGAGCAAGCCUUGAAGGUCUCAACCAAUGGUGAAUCUUCAGCAGCAAGAGGAUUCGGUUGA
Molecule: messenger RNA, 690 nt
Organism: Camellia sinensis
Lineage: Eukaryota; Viridiplantae; Streptophyta; Magnoliopsida; Ericales; Theaceae
Source: RefSeq, a predicted model, not a curated record